Amyelois transitella is the source of this 1891-nucleotide messenger RNA. Its product is annotated as sodium-coupled monocarboxylate transporter 2. The coding region runs from base 59 to 1867 and encodes 602 amino acids. Gene Ontology annotation, molecular function: symporter activity. Gene Ontology annotation, biological process: sodium ion transport; transmembrane transport. The transcript is spliced from 10 exons. The record is from RefSeq and is a predicted model, not a curated record. Lineage: Eukaryota; Metazoa; Arthropoda; Insecta; Lepidoptera; Pyralidae. Gene Ontology annotation, cellular component: membrane.
CACCACUCUGUUAUUUGCGAGACACUUAACUGAAGACACGUUUCUAGAUUUCAUAAAAAUGAGGAAUACAACAAAAGUGCCGGCUUCGCCAAUUUAUUUUAAUUUAGCCGAAUAUUGCUUAUUUGGUAUUAAUUUGGGUGUUUUUAUAGGAAUUAUAAUGUAUUAUAAUGUUGUUAAUAGAAAGUAUAAUACUGUGAACGGUUUUCUGUUUGGUGGUAAAAACAUGUCAGUGAUUUCGAUUUCAUUAGCUCUCAUUGCAAGUCACCUAACAAGUAUAACUUUGCUCGGAGUGCCGGUAGAGAUUUACCUCAGAGGGACACAAUAUUGGGCGUCGGCACUCUCCUUGGUAGUCGUAACGUUUUUGACCGCCGUCAUUUACUUACCGGUAUUUCACAAGCUUCAACUAUCGUCAAGCUUCGAAUAUUUGGAAAUAAGAUUUUCUUCUCAUACCAGAACGGUGGCUGCUGUAUUGUUUGUCAUCAGUAAGUUAAUGCUUCUCCCGAUUGUGCCAUAUGUCCCAUUAUUGGCUUUCAGACUGGUAACUAAUCAGCUGGCUGGGCGUAUAACAGCAGUCAUUUGUGUAGCUUGUGCCACCUUGAGUGCUAUAGGAGGAUUACGAGCUAUAGUCAGCAUAGGUAUAGUGACGUCAUUUCUGGCCGUGGCUGGCUCUGCACUACCAAGUGGUCUGGCAUUACUGCCAAUGGGAUUUAAAAGGAUGUGGGAAAUUGCCAGUCAUGGUGGACGACUCGUUUUGUAUGAUCCAGAUCCAGAACUAGAACACCAUACAUCAUUUUUUGUAGUCACAAUAGCCCUAAGCACAAAUUGGCUUUGGAAGAUUGCUUUGAGCCAGUCGUCCCUUCAGAAACUGUUAGCUGUAUCCUCUAUAAGGAAAGCGAGGAUAUGUCUCGCUGUAUCAUGUAUUGGAGUGAUAUUGAUGAAACUGCUAUCAUGCUUCCUUGGUUUGGCGUUAUAUGCAUGGUUUGCUGGUUGCGAUCCUUUGUUAUCAGGAGCAAUAAAAAAACAUGAACAAUUGGUGCCACAGUUUUUGAACAGUUUAUCAGUUAUGUUUCCUGGUAUUUGUGGCAUUUUUAUUAUAUCAAUAUUUAGUGCAACAACUGGGUGUCUUGCGUCGAUUAUCAAUUCGAUCUCAGGAGUGUUAUUUGAAGAAUUCAUCAGACCAUGGAUGCCCCAGAGUACAAAUGAACUUACAUGUUGUAGGAUAAUGAAGCUUCUUUGUUUGUUUGUGGGAGGAUACUGCGGGUGCGUAGUCUGGUUUGCCAAGGAAUUGGAUCGUCUGCAGCAUGUGGCAUCAGGAGUAACAGGAGUCACUGCUGGUACUCUGCUAGGGCUGUUCACUCUUGGCAUUGUUUUCUCUAGAGCGAACUGUUCAGGUGCAUUGAGUGGGUGCGUGCUAAGCCUCUUGCUUUGCGGUUGGCUCCUUAUUGGGGCAGAGAAUGCUUUGGCUACGGGGGCAUUGACCUUCCAGGGGAAGCCGCUGGCGAUUUCUGGAUGUGGCAAAGACAACUUUACCUAUCUGAUGGAAAACGUGAACAUUGGUAAAGGGGUUACCACGCAUCUACCAACAAAGCCGCUGCAAUCCCUAUUCAGAAUCUCAUUCACUUACUGUCCAUUGGUCGGCGCUAUGACUGUCCUCCUCAUCGGCGUGCCCAUGAGUUACCUCACCGGAAAAUCCAGGUCUGACUCCAUGAAUCCCGACGUCUUCUGUCCCCUCACUCAGAGCAUCAUCAACAAAUCCCCAAUGAGAAGCAGCACAGAAUCUUUGGAAAUUGGACCGCCAGACACGCAAGAAGUUUAUAUGGCACUGGACGAAGCUUUGAGACAUCUGAAAGAGGUUAUUGAGCGAUAAAUAUAUUGUAUGUUACUAUUUUUA